AUGUUGGGAAAAACACGCUCGUUCAUUUUUUGCACGUUAUUGGGCAAACUGGCUGAGCAGCAGAGGAGCAACAAGAUGCUGGAGGAGGGCAUGGCGUUGAUGGACAAGGCCUUGAGGCUGGCAAUGACCCCGGAUCAGCUUCACACACAGCUGUCAGAGAAGAUGUUGGAGAAUAAUUGGCAGAUUAUUCGCAAUGAAGGUUUGGCCCAGCUUGAUCAGAAAACAGGAUCGUUUAGUUCCGAGGAAGAGAAUCUGCGGGAGACUGGCGACUGGAAACAAUUUACUGUGUAUCAGAGAGGAUGUAAAAACGAAAACCACUGCAGAAAGGUGCCCAGAACAUGUGCCCUACUCGACCAGAUUCCAGAAGCCAAUGGCUGCCGGCGAGGGCAAAUCAAGUACUCCGUCAUCCAUCCAGGGGGGCACGUGUGGCCCCAUACUGUGCCCACAAACUGUAAAAUUAGGGCCCACCUGGGGCUUAAGGUGCCGAAAGGGCCGAGGAUACGAGUGGGCAACGAGACCAAGUAA
Molecule: messenger RNA, 525 nt
Organism: Dreissena polymorpha
Lineage: Eukaryota; Metazoa; Mollusca; Bivalvia; Myida; Dreissenidae
Product: aspartyl/asparaginyl beta-hydroxylase-like
Exons: 4
Coding region: 1-525 (174 amino acids)
Biological process (GO): peptidyl-aspartic acid hydroxylation
Cellular component (GO): endoplasmic reticulum
Molecular function (GO): peptidyl-aspartic acid 3-dioxygenase activity
Source: RefSeq, a predicted model, not a curated record